This is a messenger RNA of Pneumocystis murina B123, 791 nucleotides long. RefSeq lists its product as hypothetical. Gene Ontology annotation, biological process: ubiquitin-dependent protein catabolic process. Gene Ontology annotation, cellular component: nucleus; cytosol; proteasome core complex, alpha-subunit complex. The transcript has 6 exons. The record is from RefSeq and is a predicted model, not a curated record. Bases 33 to 782 code for a protein of 249 amino acids. Lineage: Eukaryota; Fungi; Ascomycota; Pneumocystomycetes; Pneumocystales; Pneumocystaceae.
AAAGAUCAAGAAAUUGAUCAUAUCUGCUGAAAAUGUCAAGGAGGUAUGACUCAAGAACGACUAUUUUUAGUCCAGAAGGGCGUCUUUUCCAGGUUGAAUAUGCAUUGGAAGCGAUAUCUCAUGCGGGAACGGCAUUGGGAGUGAUGUCAGUGGAUGGGAUUGUUUUAGCAGCAGAAAAAAAAAUAAUCAAUAAAUUAUUAGAAAAAAACAUAUCAACAGAGAAGAUAUAUAUUAUUGAUGAUCACAUGAUAUGUGCAGUGGCAGGGAUUACAGCAGAUGCAAAUAUUCUUAUUAAUUAUACACAAAGAAUUGCACAACAAUACUUGCUUACAUAUGGAAAUAACAUGCCGUGUGAAGAAAUUGUAAAAAGUCUAUGUAAUGUCAAACAAGGAUAUACACAAUAUGGAGGAUUACGACCUUUCGGAGUUUCAUUUUUGUGGGCUGGAUAUGAUCCAAUUCGUGGUUUUCAAUUAUAUCAAUCAAAUCCUUCAGGGAACUAUGGAGGCUGGAAAGCAACAUGUAUUGGAGCAAAUAGUGCAUCAGCGCAGAGUUUACUCAAGCAAGAUUAUAAAGAAACAAGUUUAAAGGAGGCAUGUUCAUUGGCAAUUAAAGUAUUAUCAAAAACAGUAGAUAGUACAACAUUGUCAAAUGAAAAAGUUGAAUUUGCGACAAUAGGAACUAAUAAGCAGGGAAAGAUCUAUCAUCAUAUUUGGACACCAGAUGAAAUUGAUACACUUUUAAAAGAAAAUAAACUAUUAGAAGAUAUAGAGACAGAAACAUAAUAUCUCAGA